CGGAAGUUUCAGAGGUCACAAGUGCUCCGAAGUCGUCAACCCAGUUCCAAUAAUACUCCGUUUUGAUGGAUAAACUUGAGACACUGGAUUAUAUGUACACGUGAUGUGCGAGGUUACUGUCCAAAGACUUCGCAUUGUCUAGACAACCAGAAGGAUGUGAUGGAACAAGCUAACAGAGGCUAAAUGUCACUGGACAGCCAUGGGGGACCAAGAUUUUAAGGUGCCCAUGAGUACUCAGCAGCCCCGCAACCCUGGAGGUCCUAUUAUUGAGGCGUCCCCAGACCCGGAAGAGUACAACCGUGCCCUCAAGAUCAUCCUUGGCACUGUUGUUGGUGUGAUUGGUAUUGUGGGACUCAUAGCCUUGUUCUUCCUGUUAUUCAAGUUCUGGAGGAGGCGCCAGGAUCCCCAGCAUGGGACUAUUGGGCGUGAACGAGCUGCAAGUCUGCGGUCCAUCUCUAUUGAUGUCAGCAACAAGCAGCUGCCAGGCGUGCUGGUCUUGUACUCCUACGACUGCCCCAUGCAUGAGAAGGUGGUCCAAUCACUGGCAGGUUUCCUCAUGGAGGUGUGCUGCUGUAACGUAGUGCUUGACCUGUUUGAGGAACAGAUCAUCCACGAGAGAGGUCUGGAUGAUUGGUUGAUAGAACGGCUUCAGGAAGUUGACUACAUCAUGGUUGUGUGCUCUGUAGGUGCUCGAUUAAGAUGCUCAAAGAAACGUGUUCGAUUCAAAAGUGAGACAAGUCGAACGUUGCCAGAUUACUUUGCUGUUGCUGUGGAUUAUGUCGGUGAAAAGAUGCGAGUUGAGAGGGGGAAGGGCUUGCCCAUGUCGAAAUUCAUCACAGCAUACAUGGAUUAUUCAAUGUCCAGUGAUAUUCCUCCACAACUUGAAACUGGGACCAAGUUCUGUCUCAUGAAGGACCUGAAUAAAUUGUACAACCAUUUACAUGGCCUUGAACAUGAUGAUAACAAGUUGGAGGCCAACUACCCAGGGGUGUCUGAGAGUAAUUACCAUAAGUCGGAGGUUGGUGCUGAACUGUAUGUGGCAAUUGAACAAGCCAAGGAUUACUUCCAGAGCAACCCCAAUUGGGUUGAGGACCGUUUACAGCAGGCACCACCAACACAGAGUAAGUCAAAAUCUCGCCAUCGACGCCACAACUCACAAGAACAACCUUUACUGGACCCAACCUGCACGGAACAUGUAACACCUUCCAUUACUAACUGUGUUGAUGCAGCAGUUGAGGUGCACACGCUUCCGCGACGGUCUAGCGGUAAAGAUGCAGGACAGGUGAACCUAUUUUUGUACAGUCGCCAGAACUCCCUGCCCUCGUCACUAAGUAGCCGCCUCACCGUUCACACGUCAUCGAACCAAGUGAAUGUGUCAAAGAGCUAUGACAGUUUCCGGAAUGCAGAGAAGUUCCGUGAUUCCAACUCGGUUGCCUGUGUGCUCUGUGGCAAACACUCCCAUCCUGAUGGCAGGUUGUCGUGUAAAGGACGCAAGUCUGAGCAGUCAGACAUAGAAGUGGAUCCGGAGUACAGCCAGUCAAAGAACAAAAGUAAAUCAAUGCCGACAGUGUGUGGCAACAGCCUGAAUGGAUCCCAGACAGUGCUGCACGCCGAGGUCCACAAGGACUGGGACACUGCUGGUAGAGUGUCUCCUAUUUCUGACUUGCAGGAAACCGAUUCCAAUGGAUCAGACACCUUGGAGAGGGACCUUCGGUCCAUCACCAUGCCUCCCACCUUUGACAAUGUACAUUAUUCAACUUCAGCAUAUCUUCUGAGUGAACUUGUUCCCCUGCGAAGUCUGUCCUCCUCUGCUCUUGUGGUGUCCAACUCGGAUGAUCGUAUCCGCCCUGUGCCGACCCUUCAGCCAGUGGAACUAGGACAGAGCGACGAGUCCUAUGGGAAUGGUUUCUCACUUGGUCCUGUCAUCAACUUAAACCAUGUCUGAUUAGGGCAAUUUGUGCUUCACUUUGCCAAACUCAGGGUUUGACAAAUGUAUUUUUAUCAGAUAGCGAGGAUGGGAGUGUCAACAGACAGUUCACAAGUUCCACAGAAAUGAGAAAACAACAAUAACGUCUGUCUUGAACAGUAUUUCUUAUCUUUCAUAUAGUCAUAUGUUUUGAAAAUAUUUUGCAAAUAAUCAGAACAUUCACAUGAGAGAAUAAGCAUUCUAUAAAUUCCUUUAGGUACCUAAACCACUGGAGUUAAUUAUUGAUUUCGACCUGAAAUUGUUUUACUGGCUGUCUAGCGUGUCUAGUGGGCCAGUGUACUUGUUAUAGCCUUCAGUUACAUGUAAUGUUAUGUUUACCAUGUAAUAAAAGAAUAAGUUUCUGCCACUUCAAACUCAA
Haliotis rubra (blacklip abalone) is the source of this 2345-nucleotide messenger RNA. Its product is annotated as interleukin-17 receptor D-like. Lineage: Eukaryota; Metazoa; Mollusca; Gastropoda; Lepetellida; Haliotidae. The record is from RefSeq and is a predicted model, not a curated record. The transcript is spliced from 6 exons. The coding region runs from base 200 to 1945 and encodes 581 amino acids. Gene Ontology annotation, molecular function: interleukin-17 receptor activity.